AUGUCGAUAGCUUCAUCCUCAUCUAGAGGGGUCAAACAUGCGCUGGCCAGAUCGUCAAGACGUACUACUUCCGCUCGAUCAUCUCAGCAGAGAAUAGAUAUACCUUCCUUUCUCCUUCCAGGUUUUUCGGUCAGACAUCAAUCCAGCUCGUCCGAAACUAACAAACGAAGGGAUAAGGAGAGGUAUAACUAUAAUACCUCGUUGAGCUUUUCUGAUGCUCCUGACCCAGAUCAUGUUCACUGGAGGAGAGUGACGGCUUCCGAGCUGACUUCCCGUAAAGAACCUCCAACAAGGGUGAAGAUGCUGGUAAGGGAUUUCAUAGAUGAUAGUUUGUAUAACCCGAACUAUGGAUAUUUUUCUAGAAAUGCUACGAUUUUCACUCCUCCUAAAGAAGGAUUCGAUUUCUCCAGUUUUGCAGAUACGGCUGCGUUCCAGGAAGCUGUAGCUGAGCGGUACGAGAAGCAAUAUGGUUUGGAACCUACAACGGGACAGACAGGGGGAUUGGGUAGACAGGUUUGGCAUACCCCGACAGAGUUGUUCAAGCCAUACUACGCUCGUACCCUCCUCUCCGCAAUCUUCCAAUCUUACAAACUCAACCAUUUCCCACAUGAACCCCUAAUCCUAUAUGAAAUAGGAGCAGGUAACGGUUCAUUCAUGAUUGAUUCACUCCAUUACCUUCGACAGAACUAUCCAGAGAUAUACGAAAAAGUGGAAUAUCGAAUUAUCGAAAUUUCAGCCUCGUUAGCGAAAGGUCAAAAGGAAAGAGCAGAGAAAGAGGGUUUUGGAGACAAAGUGACUGUGAUUAAUUCGGAUUUUUUCAAAUGGGACGGAACGGUUGAUGGGGUUAGCAAAGGUGGGGAAGCUUGUUUUGUAGUGGCUUUAGAGGUGUUUGAUAACUUCGCCCACGAUAUGAUCCGAUACGACAUCUCGACCCUCACACCCUUCCAGGGUGUAGUGGCUAUAGACGCAAGUGGAGAUUUCUCCAUGAUCUACGAACCCAUUACCGAUCCCCUCAUUCGACGAGUACUAGCAUAUAAAAGACUCUUACCUCCAAGUCCAUCAACUACACCUCCGCUGUCGUCUCCUCUCUUAUACUCUGGCUUGCUCAGAUCGUUAUACACAAGUUUACCAUUCUCAGCCAAUCUAUCUCAACCCGAUUUCUUACCUACCAAAUCGAUUUUGUUUUUAGAACAUCUGCGAGAAAAACUAACCAAUCAUCGAUUGUUAAUUUCUGAUUUCGAUACGUUACCUGAUGCAGUGGAAGGUAGGAAUGGACCGGUAGUUCAGACUAGGUAUGGAGGAAGUAUGAUCCCCUGUGAGACGUUUCUGGUCAAACAGGGUUAUUUUGAUAUUUUCUUUCCUACUGAUUUUGAAUUACUCAGAGAUAUCUAUUCAGUAAUUAUGAAUUCCCCUUCACCUUCUUCCACAGCGACUUCACCUUCAACCUUUUCCGCUAUACCACCCCCAUAUAACAAACCCAGCAAGCAGCCCAAACCACUAUCCAAAGAUUUCUUCUCUGGUGUUCAAGGAUUCAGAAGAAGACAGGUCAACAUAUACAAACAUGAUGAAUUCAUAAACAAGUUUGGCGAUCAGCAGCAGAUUAUAGAAAAGACGAAUUUGGGAAACGGUGAGAAUGUCAUGAAACAAUUAUACGAUAAUGCGAAAGUCAUGUUUUAG
Molecule: messenger RNA, 1677 nt
Organism: Kwoniella botswanensis
Lineage: Eukaryota; Fungi; Basidiomycota; Tremellomycetes; Tremellales; Cryptococcaceae
Exons: 6
Coding region: 1-1677 (558 amino acids)
Cellular component (GO): mitochondrion
Molecular function (GO): protein-arginine omega-N symmetric methyltransferase activity
Source: RefSeq, a predicted model, not a curated record